AUGGACUCGUUCCAGAAUCAUGGCUUCGACGAGUCGGCGUUUGGGGACACAGGCUUGUCGGGGCUCAGGACGUUUGACGCAUUUCCCAAAACGAAACCUCGCUACACCUCGACCACCACCCGCGGCGGUCAAUGGACCAUCGCCGUCGUAGUACUCUGCCUCUGCCUUACCUUUUCCGAACUGCGAACCUGGUGGUCCGGCACGGAGACGCACCACUUCAGCGUGGAACGCGGCGUGGGCCACGAACUGCAACUGAACCUCGACAUCGUGAUCGCCAUGUCGUGUCGCGAUCUGCACGUCAACGUGCAGGACGCGGCGAUGGACCGCAUCAUGGCCGGCGACCUGCUGACGAAGGAGGACACGAACUUCGAACUCUGGCUCGAUGACAGGAAGCUCUUCCGGCUGCGCAAGAUGCAGGGCGGCGGCGGCAUGUACUCGGGCCUGCACGAGGGGGACGCGAAACGGCAGAAAGCCGAAGAGGAAGACUCGCACGUCGGCCACGUGCUGGGCCACAUGCGGGAGAACACGCGGCGCAAGUUCCAGAAGUCGCCCAAGCUCCCGCGCGGCGUGGCCGUCGACAGUUGUCGCAUUUAUGGGAGCCUCGAGGGGAACAAAGUGCAGGGCGACUUCCACAUCACGGCCCGCGGCCACGGCUACAUGGAGUUCGGCAUGCAGACGCACCUGGACCACAACCUGUUCAACUUCUCGCACCACAUCAACGAGCUCUCCUUCGGCCCCCACUACCCGAACUUGCUCAACCCGCUGGACAAGACCAGCGACACCACGUCCCUACAUUUCAUGCGCUACCAGUAUUACCUCUCGAUCGUGCCCACGAUCUUCACGAAGCGGCGCGUGGCCACCAAGUCCGGCAGUCUCGAUCCCGCGGCCAUCCCGCAGCCGCCCACGCUCGACAUGUCGCCCCAUACGGUCCGCGACAAGGACGGCAUCGUCCGCCAUGUGCCACACCCGGAUCAGGGCCGCGACGCCAAGUCCAUCUUCACGAACCAGUACGCCGCGCAGUCGCAGUCAAGAGAAGUGCCCUCGAAUACCGUGCCCGGGAUCUUCUUCAAGUAUGACAUUGAACCGAUCUUGCUGAUCGUCAGCGAGAGUCGGGCCAGUUUCCUGGGCCUCGUUGUAAGGCUAGUCAACGUCAUGAGCGGUGUGAUUGUCGGUGGCGGUUGGAUGUUCCAGCUCAGCGAGUGGGCCGCCGAAGUAUACGGACGGAGGAAGCUCAGGCGCAGUGCCACGGGGCUGGGGAUGUUGGAUCUUGGCGAGAAGGGUGCCAAUGGUGGCGUGAAUGGGGGGCUUAAACACUGA
Cladophialophora yegresii CBS 114405 is the source of this 1317-nucleotide messenger RNA. RefSeq lists its product as uncharacterized. Lineage: Eukaryota; Fungi; Ascomycota; Eurotiomycetes; Chaetothyriales; Herpotrichiellaceae. Gene Ontology annotation, biological process: retrograde vesicle-mediated transport, Golgi to endoplasmic reticulum; endoplasmic reticulum to Golgi vesicle-mediated transport. The record is from RefSeq and is a predicted model, not a curated record. Gene Ontology annotation, cellular component: COPII-coated ER to Golgi transport vesicle; Golgi membrane; endoplasmic reticulum membrane. Bases 1 to 1317 code for a protein of 438 amino acids. The transcript has 2 exons.